AGGGCAAACAAGAGGAACUAGUUUUGAAGGUAAAAAGGAGUUAAGCUUGUUCUAUUAACAUUUCAAUAUUAUAUAUGGUAUAACCAUAUGAAGACCACCUUAACAUAAUCAUGAGAGUUGUCACAAGGGUGGUUAGUGACUUUCUACACAAUAAUAAUUCUAACAGUUCUAACCAGGUACACUUAAAAUACUAUGUAUGCAAUGGGUGGGGAGGCAAGUGGAACCGGUUUUUUUUUUUUUUUUUUUUUUGCAAUUUUUUAGCUGGGGCUGGAUUUGAACCCAUCACCCUCAGCAUAUGGGGCCAGCACCUACUCCUUGAGCGACAGGCACUGCCCAUGAACCGGUUUUUUUUUUUAAGUAUUAAAAAACAAAACAGAAUGGAAUUAGAUCUGCUUUGCCUUCCCACUGAUUCUCAGGAACAAGAAUAACAAAAUGGAGUUAGGCUCACUUCUCUUUCACCUUAACGCAGGGAUGUCCAUAUAUGAAAAUAAAAGUGAAGGUGGGUGCUGGACAUGCCUGGGAGUCUGAAGUGGGAACACUGCUAGAAACCAGGAGUUAAAGACCAGCCUGAGCAAGAGGGAGACCGAAUUUCUACAAAAUACAGAAAAACUAGCAAGGCAUGGGGGUGCUACCUGUGGUUCUAGCUACUGGGAGUCGGGGCUGAAGCAGGAGUUCAGCUUAAGCCUAGGAGUUCCAGGUUGCAGUGCGCUAUGAUGACACCACUGCACUCUAGCCCGGGCAACAGAGUGAGACAUUAUCUCAGAAGAUAAAAAUAAAUACCAAUUUUCCUUCCAUAAGCAGAAAUACAGAGCUUUCAAAGGGAGGGUUUGCAAGUAAAGGGUAUUGUCCUUUAAAUACAGUUGAUGGCUUGAAUUGAUCCCAUCUCUGUCAAAGACAAUCUCAAGACAAUCUUGUGACCUGUGACCUCAGCAGGAAUCUCUCCAAGGGACGACAGUUCCCACUAAGCCAUCUCCUAGUGGUUGGAGGAACAGGGGACACUCCCCUCCACCUUCGGACAACCGGGCUGAGGCAGGGAUACAAGCUUUAGUUCUUAAAAAGAGUGAGGGAAUUUUAAAGAUACAGAAUAGGCCAAGCAGGGUGGCUCAUAUUUGUAAUCCAGCACUCUGGAGGCUCUGGAGUUCGAGACCAGCCCGACCAAAAGCAAGACCCGUUUGUACUAAAAACAGAAAAAUUAGCCGGGAGUUGUGGCCGGUGCCUGUAGUCCCAGCCACUUGGAAAGUUGAGACAGGAAGAUGGCUCGACCCCAGGAGUUUGAGGCAGCUGUGAGCUAUGACGCCACGGCACUCAACCCAGGGCGACGAGUCUCAAAAAAAAAUGAGGCUCUGUCAAGAAAAAAAGGAAAGAAAAAGCGCACACAGCACCUAACCUUUUUCCUAUGAGAUAUAAUUACAUUGACGUGAGACCUUAUGCUUCACUCGUGACUCGGGGGCUUUCCAAGUCCCGAGUACUUCCAGGCUGGCGCCCAUCUGCUCUCUCUUGCUUCUGGGGCUACUCGCCAAGUUUCGUUUCUCUCCGCGGAGGAGCUGGGCAGCCUCGGCCGGACGGGGCCCCGCUGCGCCCGUUUCCUCUCUACUGGCUCUGGCGGCCAACACACCUCUUCCCUCCCCGGCUGGGACGGCAAGGUGGCAGCAAGUUGCUUUGCGGUGUCCUUAGCAGACAGGCCUCGGGCCACCAAAGCUGCCCGAAGGCAAUACCGGAGUGACCGACAGUGGCCACUUCAAGGCCUGGUUUCGUCUUCUCUGCGACCACAAUCACGCCCCAGACCAGAACGGACUGCUUCCCGGGGGCCAGUUGUGCGCCCCGGGCCUGAACUCAGCCUCCGGAUGCCCUCCGGGGACUGCAGAGUUUCGGUUCCCGCCGGGUCACAAGUGUGCGGGGGGGCGGAAGGCGACCCGUGCGCUCUCCGCCCGGCGGUAGUUGCCACGGCAACGCCCGCCCCGCCCCGGGCCUAGAGGCGCAGGCGAGGCGCGGCGUCCGGGACCUGCAGCCGGGAGCGGCCAUGCUUCGCGGCCCGCGGCGCCCGCUGGGCCUCUGCCUCCUGCUGCUGCUGCUGCCGCUGCCGCUGCCAGGCUCGUCUGGGCGCCGCGGCGCAGCGCUGCCCUGGGAGAGGACGGACGAGCCGGGCUCGGCCUGGGCCUGGUCCGGCUUCCGGCGCCUGCGGGAGCGGCUGCGCGCGGCCGGGGCCCUCUCCAAGCGGUACUGGGCGCUCCUCAGCUGCCGGGUGUGGCCGGACGACUGUGAGGACCACGAGGAGGCAGCCGCGGGGCCCUUCGGCUGGAGCCUUCCGGUGUUGGGCCAGCAGUACCUGGAUAUCCUGACCACAUGGUACUGCAGCCUGCAGGACUGCUGCGACAGUGGGGACUGCAGGAUCUCCAACAACUUCACAGGCUUAGAGUCAGACCUGAAUGUACGACUGCAUGGCCAGCAUUUGGCCCGGGAGCUGGUCCUAAGAACAGUGAGGGGCCACUUAGUGAUGCCCCAGCCAGAAAAGCCCCUGGCUCUCUUGUUCCAUGGCUGGUCUGGCACUGGCAAGAACUUCGUGGCACGGAUGCUGGCUGAGAACCUGUAUCGGGAUGGGCUGAGAAGUGACUGUGUCAAGAUGUUCAUCGCCACGGUCCACUUUCCUCACCCCAAGUAUGUGGACCUGUACAAGGAACAGCUGACAGGCCAGAUCCAGGAGACACAACAGCUCUGCCCCCAGACCCUGUUCAUCUUUGAUGAGGCUGAGAAGCUGCAUCCAGAUCUACUGGAGGUCCUUGGACAUUACUUGGAACACAGGGUCCCUGAGGGCCACAAAGCUAAGCCCCUACGAACCAUCUUUCUGUUUCUCAGUAACCUUAGGGGCAACAUAAUCAAUGAGGUGGUCCUGAAUUUGCUUAAGUCUGGAUUGUCUCGGGAAGAAAUUACUAUGGAACACUUGGAGCCUCACCUCCACGCUGAGAUUGUGGAGUCCACAGAUAGUGGCUUUGGCCACAGCUGUCUCGUGAAGGAAAAGCUGAUUGACUUCUUUGUCCCCUUCCUGCCACUGGAGUACCGGCAUGUGAGGCUGUGUGUCCGCGAUGCUUUUCUGAGCCAGGAGCUCCAGUACACUGAAGAGGCACUGGAUGAAAUCGCAAAGAUGAUGGUGUAUGUCCCCAAAGAGGAGCAACUCUUUUCUUUUCAGGGCUGCAAAUCUAUUUCCCAGAGAAUUAACUACUUCCUGCCGUGAAGGAUGGAUAAAGACUUCCUGGAGCUACCAUUCUUCCACUAAUGUUUGGGACUGUAAGGUGUGGAGGAACAGGUUGGCAUCCAGCAAUAACCAGCACACUGGUGUGUAGAAGGACAUCCUUAUAGGAGAAGCAGAGCCAGUUCUUAAGCUCACUUGGUGCCUUAAGGACACACCUUUGAAGACGUGGGGUAGGUGGCUGGAGAAAGCCAAGCGGGAGAUGGGCAAACCCCCAGGGCUCAUGGCAGCUCUCCAGAUGGUCUCCUUAGUAUCUCAGCUCUUCCUUGCAGAUGCCUGGACUUGGGUGUUGGGUUUCAGAGGCUGCAGGAGUUUUGGGUUACAGAGCUGGAAGAAUGAAGUUCUGUGACCUAGGGGAGCAGAGUCCACCUCAGGUUUGUGAGCUGGGUGGGCUGGCUUUCAGGUUGUUAGUCCCGGAGGAAAGUUGAGCAGCUUCUGUUGGGAGAUUUACAGAGCGCCCCAGGCUGAAAAGUGCACAGCAGAAGAUAUUUUCAAAAUCAGGUCAGUUGACUAAGAUUGACCAAGAUUCAAAAUUUUUUAUGAUUAGGGGUCUUAACAUGACUGUCAUUUGUAAAGAUUAAAAUUUUGUAUUUUUCUAAAAUCUUUUGCCUACUUUCUGAGGCUUAAUAAUUGUGCUCACUUAGCAAAAUUUCAAAUGCCAGGUAAUCCUGAUGGGGACUGGUGGAGACGGGGUGGAUCCUGGCACUCAGCCCUGGCAGGGGAUGAACUGGUCAUCUGGUUUACUUCAGUUUGCACUGGGACCACAUGGGCUGAUCUGGGUUGCACCAGCUCCUCACUGAAGAGGCUUUCGCAGUUUACUGCUCUUCCAUAGGAAAGCACUUACUCCUGUACUCUCAGCUCUAAUUAGGACAGCAGUCAUUUUUGUGAAUUAAGUGGCAGAGUGUAAAUGUGAAGCACUGGGCCUGUACACAAAGUGCUUAUUAUGUGUUGUUCCCCUUUUUUGGUUCUUCCCUUCUCCCACACUUCUAUAAUAACACAUAGGUCUGUCUUGUCUACUUGUCAUCUCAUUGUCCCUCUUAUUUAAAGUCCCCCCCAGUCCUCUCUCCUUUAGCCCUUUCAGAAUGGAACACUUCUGUCUCUCCCUCAUUCAACACUUUAUUGCAUUCAUUUACUCAAAUAACUGCCUCAAGGUUAGAAAGUAGCCUAAGACACAUUAGGCAUUCAGUAAAUACUCAGAUAAAUGAAAAGAAAUUAGUUUCACACCAUUCAUGGGACAAAACUGUGCAAAUGAGCCUGUUUUAACUGUUGGCUCACUUUCAACUUUUAAAGCAAUGUUUUUCAACUUUUUUUUUUUUUUCAGUUUUUGACUGGGGCCAGGUUUGAACCCACUACCUUCUGUAUAUGGGACCAGCGGCCCUACUCCUUGAGCCACAGGCACCACCCUGUUUUUCAACCUUUUUUAUCUCAUGGCCCACUUGAACCUACAGUUGAACUUCCCUAGCACACUUAAUUAUUUUGAUUAAAAAAAAAAAAUUUUUUUUUUUUUUUUUUAGAGACAGUCUCCCUUUGUCACCCUCGGUAGAGUGCCAUGGCAUCACUGCUCACAGCAACCUCUAGCUCUUGGUCUUAGGCUAUUCUUUUGCCUCAGCCUCCUGAGUAGCUGGGACUACAGGCGCCCGGCACAAGGCCCGGCUAUUUUUUUGUUAGUUUGGCUGGGGCUAGGUUGGAACCCACCACCCUUGAUAUAUGGGGCCGGUGCCCUGCUUACUGAGCCACAGGCGCCACCGAUGAAAAAAAUUUUAGAAGAAUACACUUACUGUACUUUGAACUUAUCUGAAAUAAAAUGAUGUUUAAAAAUUUUGCUGGCACACCAAAGAUCCUCUCACAGUACAUCAGUGUUACGACACAAUUGAAAAUCACAGCUCUAUACAUAGUCACACAUCAAAGGUGUUGGUUUUCCAUAAAGCAAUUCCCCAGUUCUUUGCAGACACCACUGGGUGGUCUAUAGUUCAAUUCUGAUACUACCUGAAAUUAGUGCAAACUCCGGUAAGGGCUCAGUCCUGCAAGGUUGCCCCAACUUCUAAUCCCAGUUGGAAGUAGUGAGUCCCCAAAGGAAGCACUUAAGUCCAAUUUAGCUACAAAUAAGGAUGGGUCUCAUGAUUUGUACAGAACUCAGAGAAAGGCUUUAAAUUACAGGUAUAAGACUACUACCCAGGGACAGACACGUGGAGAUGUGUAUAGCAAGGUAUUUGGGUAGGGUGGAGGGGCACAAUUUCCAGGCCCUCUCUAGGCAUCUCACCCUAUUCAAUAUCACCAACCUAGCAGCUGUUUGAACCACAUCAUUUAUGGGUUUUUGGAGGCCUCAUUACAUACACACAAAUAAUCAAAUAAUUGACCACUGGUGAUUAAGUUAAUCUCCAGCCUCUCUCUCCUCCCUAGAGGUCAGGGGGUGGGGCUGAAAGUUCCAAUCUUCUAUCACAGUGUUGGUUCCUCUGGCAAAUAGUCCCUGUCUCCAGCAGUUGCCUCAUCAGCAUAAACUGAGUUAGGGUAGAAAGGGGAUUGUGAAAAACGUUAAGAUGCUUCUUUCAUCCUUAUACCCUAGGAAAUUGUAAGAGUUUUAGAAGCUCUAUGUUGGGAAGAGCAUGAAGACCAUAUAUAUAUUAUAUCACAAUGUCACAAGGUGUUUAAUAAUAAAAUACAAACUUAAUUAGCUGUUAAAAUUCAAAGUCACAAAGCUAGUGGGGGAAGGAGUUGGGAUUUAACUGCAGGCGGUCUGACUCCAGCUGCUAUCCUUUUAAUGACUUCUUCAGAAAGUGCCCUUGUCUCAGGUCUGGUAUGGAAAAGGUUGUAAGUAUGGAUGCUCCUCAAUUUAUGAUGGGGUUUUUCCCAUUAAACCCCUUGUCAGUUAAAAAUAUAAGUAAGGCUGGGCUUGGCGGUUCACACUUGUAGCACUCUGAGAGGCUGAGGCAGGUGAAUCUCUUGAGCUCAGAAGUUAGAGACCAGCCUAAGCUACAGCGAGACCCUGUUUCUUAAAAAAAAAAAAAAGUCCAGCAUUGUGGCUGGCGCCUAUAUUCCCAGCUACUCGGUAGGCUAAGGCAAGGGGAUUGCUUGAGCCCAAGC
Molecule: messenger RNA, 6325 nt
Organism: Nycticebus coucang (slow loris)
Lineage: Eukaryota; Metazoa; Chordata; Mammalia; Primates; Lorisidae
Gene: TOR3A
Product: torsin family 3 member A
Exons: 6
Coding region: 2021-3229 (402 amino acids)
Cellular component (GO): nuclear envelope; endoplasmic reticulum lumen
Molecular function (GO): ATP binding; ATP hydrolysis activity
Source: RefSeq, a predicted model, not a curated record